UGACAAGGUGUUGGCCAAAUUAGUUUUGAUGGUGUGAUGAUGAGUGGCUCUUUUUGUUUCUUAGAAGCAACUCAUGGACUCUUUAAUCCACAUAAGCUCAAGACGCUGUUCUAAAUCCAUCCAAUCUGUUGGGUGUCUAAACUUAACAGCCCUACUCAACAAAUCUGGGUCAAUAGACAGUAUGGUAAAGCUACACAGUUGCUGUCUGUGCAGAGCAACAUUACCAUUGUUGGAACUUUAAAGAAUUGUAAUGUUAAAGAUUUAGUCUAAUUUUUUUUUCAGCUUCCGAUUCAGAUAAAAUCCUUAUUAUGGAGGGGUGGGAAGGAAUAAAAACACAACUGGGUGAAAGCUUGAAGACGUGAGAAGAUCUGAGGACUUCAUUGAGAAAAUGGAACUCCAAAACCUAUUGACGGUCGAUUGGAGCCAGUAUUUUUGCAAUCGGCCGCAAGGGGAGUUUGAUACAAGUUCAAACCAUCAUCUUCUCUGCAGUGAGUUGAGAAGCAGCACUGUCAGGCUGGAGGGCAGUUCAGAUCCAUACUGCAGCAUCUGGACCGACGCCAUGCAAGCAAGAGUCAAGAAUUGCAACAAUCGGUCAUUUGCCAUGGAUGCUAGAAUAAGACUAGAUAAUUUGAAGUCGGGGUGUAAUUCAGCCUUGCCUUGCAGUCCCACGGAUAGGAUGUUGUUCAACUAUAACUUUCAAACAGACAUUUGUGACAGUGAAGAGUCACAAGAAGAAGAGUCUGCUUUGGACUCGGUGGAGCUCCUUGAUGUAGAGGACAAUGUGCAGGAUGAAGAGAGCUGGUUAUAUGAGUCAAAGAAGCAGGCGUCUGUGGAGAGAAGUGAGUCUGCUCUGAGAUGGUGUCGACACGUCCUGGAUAACCCCAGUCCUGAAAUGGAGGCCGCAUGUCGUUCAUUGAUAAACCGGCUGGAUCAAAGAUCAAGCAUGUGUCAUUUCUACAGACGUCCUGCAGUUGGCUCCUCUACGGACAAAACAUCUGUCAGCACAACACAUCAACAUAUCUCUAACAGUUCAGAUAAUGAGCUGAGCUUCCACUAUGACUCCAUGACCACGGACUAUAGACUGCAGGACAUCACAGAUGUCCACAUUAUGGCUCGAAUGCAGGAGGCCAGUUUAAGACAGGACUACGUUUCCAUGCCUGCCAGGAGAAGCCCUGAGUCACCGCCUGGUCCAUCGUCACUGAGCUCUUCCCUUCGCCAGUCUUCAUCAUCAGUAGCUCAGCAGGGCUGCCACAGUCCAAAACUGGCCAGACUUCACGAGCAGGUCACCCAGUUCAAACUGCUGAAACUUGCUCAGAAUCAAGCAGCAACAUCACCAGGCAGGACCAGGUCACCUCUGCGUACCAGCCUCCGCUCUCUCCAGGCUGUUAGGAACAGCCGAUGUUUAGACAACACCAACUGGCAAUCUGCUGACCAAAUCACUUACCCGCCAUCAGCACCGUCCAACAGCUCGUUGCACUCAGUGAGAGACUCCUCAGACCGGACGACAGCUGUGAAGAGACUGCUGAGGUCUCAGUCUCUCAGCCCCUGUAGGAUCCCUCACCCUGCUAAGGGAUACCUGUCUGCUAACGGACGUGUUUUUGCCUCACCCGAGAGGUCGACCAUAGAGGCUUGGGGCAGAGGUGUGCCAUUCCCUCAAAGGUGAAAGGUGUCACCAGUGAAUCCCUGAUAGUAAUGAGGUAGAAUUAAAACAUUGAGAAUUUGAUAUCAUAUCUUGUAUUAGUUUUGAGUUUAACUCUAAUAUAAUUAAUCCUUCAUAGCAAGGCAUCCUAAUCUAGGUGAAGACAGUGUCUGUGUGAAGUUCCCAUCAAAUGGGCUGGGAUCUUAGUCGUCUUUGUCUAAAAACAGAUUGUAGAAAAUGACGCCAGAAUGUGUAGCUGACAAUGGUGUGAGCCAAACCUGACAGACGCAUCCUGGAGGGCCGGGACAUCCUGUGUGGUUAAGUCAGACAGUGUUGUUUGAACAAAAACCUAGUAAAGAGUUCUAUUGUAAUAUAUGUGUAUACAUAUACAUAUAUAUAUAUUAGUUUAAUAUAAUCCACCCAGCUGAGAUACUCUGGAGAUAAUUAAAGGGAAAAUAAUGCUCUGUGUGGUAUAGUACAGACCGAUUGCAGCAAUCAGUCUGUACUAUACCACCAAUGGUUUUGCAAGCAUGCUGUAUUACAACUUAUUAACAUUUAACAUAUUGUGAUAGAAUAUGUGAAGAAUUCAAGGUGUAUGAAAGUGAUUAGUGUAGAUUUUAAUGCUGUUUUAAAAGUGGAAGUGCAGUCAAACUUCACUUAAGUGUGGCUGAUUGCAGACUAGGCUGGAUUGUGCAGUUAUCGCAACAGGAAGUGUGCAGUUUGCCAUCAUGUAAGAAAAAUGAAACAGGUGAUCUGUGCACAAUAGAAAGCAUGAUCGUUACCGAGAAAUAGUUAGACGUGGGUUAUUGGUGGUUUCUUCCUUAAAACGUAAGCAGUGUCAUACACUAGCAAUGUUUUUGUUUUAAGUUGACGACAUGUAGUCUAACCCAACUAAAGCACUGCAGUUUCAACUGUUUCCUAACUUUUUUUUAAAUUAAAGCUACCUGAAUUAUACCCCCUAAAGAGCAGUUUUGGCACCUCCUGUAGUGAUUAUUGGAGCUUUUAGAUGGUUCUAUAUAGCGCUGAUCUAGUAGAUGUUCUAACUUCUCUCAGGGAAAGUACAUUUUUAUAAGUGUUCCAGCAUGUCCCCUGACAUCAAAUGCUUUCAACCUUUCGAUUCAAAGAAAAGAAAAGUCCGUUUUUGUUCUGCUCUUUUGAUCUUGCUUGCUUUUUGUGUCUGAAUGAGAGCCAUUAACAUGAGGCACAAAUGAAAUGAUUGAGGAAUGAAGUCCUUGUACAGAUGUUUAUUAUGGUGAAUUAGUAGAGAAGUGGGUUAUAGUGUUUUAGAUGAUUCAUGGGACAAAAUCCUUUUUGAACAAAAAUACUAAAUUGUAAGUGUCAGUCCAGAAUACUUUUGGAACGGAGACAUUUAAGUCUGUAUGCUGGCAUUGCACCCUCUGCUGUUCAUGUUUAGAUAAUAAAUGUAUCCAAUGGCUGCAGCUGAGGCGGUCUAAAUGAACAAGAAAUUCUCCACAAGACAUAUCAUUACUUAAAACGGAGGAAAAUCCUAUAGAGAUUGAAUAUCUACCAAACUGUCAUUCUUUAUGUUGAUUAAUAAUACUACUGAUUAUAUCUUCCACUUAGAAAAAAGCGGUUUAUUAGUUUAUAAGAAAGUGAUGAAAUAAUCAGCACAAGAAAAGCACAGGUGUGGGAAAAUGCAUCAACAACAAUUUUGAUAACCAAUCAAUUAUUCAAGCUUUCCUUUGUUUAAAUAUGUUUUUGGACAGAUUUAUUGAAAGAAAUAAUUGAUGGAUCUGUAACACUUGAAAAUAAUUGACAUAACAUUUAGAGAACAGAUGAGGAACUGGCAGUAAACCAUUAGUCAAUAAGUAACUCAUCAAAUGUUAUAGAGUAGUAGCUGAUGAUUUAUUUGAGAAAUGAGGAACAUGUCUGAUUUAACUUAAUAAUUGGUGAAUUGUAAUAAGUACUUUCCAAAUUAGUCCUAAUGGAAGACUUUAUAGUAGAUAAUGACUUACUAGGGAACAGACUGGGAGAUGCUAUAUUAAUAAAUCAUUACCUAAUGGUUUACUAGCAUAUUGUUCCUUAUUUGUGCUGUGGUAGUAAAAUUCUGUGUACCUUGUUGUAAAGUGUUUCCGAUUAAUAAUCAAAAUAAUAAUUGUUUCAAGCUCAGGUCAGCAUCCAGGGCUCUGGAGCAGGCUCACCUAAAUGAAAUACAGCCUUUAAUUUCCUGUUUACUUAAAACUGUACUUCUCCUGUGAGGACGUGUCAGAAUGUGUCUGCCAUCAUUUUCAACCAGUGACCAGUCAAUAAAAUACUAAUACCCAACCC
Etheostoma spectabile (orangethroat darter) is the source of this 3928-nucleotide messenger RNA. Its product is annotated as SLAIN motif-containing protein-like. Lineage: Eukaryota; Metazoa; Chordata; Actinopteri; Perciformes; Percidae. The transcript is spliced from 8 exons. The record is from RefSeq and is a predicted model, not a curated record. Bases 389 to 1663 code for a protein of 424 amino acids. Gene Ontology annotation, biological process: cytoplasmic microtubule organization; positive regulation of microtubule polymerization; microtubule nucleation. Gene Ontology annotation, cellular component: microtubule plus-end.